This is a messenger RNA of Maylandia zebra (zebra mbuna), 1807 nucleotides long. Lineage: Eukaryota; Metazoa; Chordata; Actinopteri; Cichliformes; Cichlidae. The record is from RefSeq and is a predicted model, not a curated record.
GAUUCAACGCUGUUAGAUUUCUCAGCUUACGUUUCCUUCAUCGGACUUUCAAUCUCAUCGUUUCACCACCUGCUACCAGACUGCAGCUAGCAUCAUGAAGUUUCCGGUGGUAAUUACUGUAGUUUUGGCAUCGUUAGCGCUAACUAUCGACGCUACGGUUUACUUCAAGGAACAGUUUCUGGAUGGAGAUGGAUGGAAGAGCCGUUGGGUCGAGUCGAAACAUAAAUCAGAUUAUGGACAGUGGAAACUGAGUGCUGGAAACUUUUAUGGGGAUGCUGAAGCUGAUAAAGGUAUCCGGACCAGCCAGGAUGCCCACUUUUAUGCCCUGUCAGCCCACUUUGAGCCAUUUAGCAAUGAGGGAAAGCCCCUGGUCAUCCAGUUCACUGUCAAGCAUGAGCAGAAGAUAGACUGUGGAGGUGGUUACGUCAAGCUCUUCCCCGAUGAGCUUGACCAGAGUGACAUGCAUGGAGACUCCCAGUAUUACAUCAUGUUUGGGCCUGACAUUUGUGGAUACAGCACAAAAAAGGUUCAUGUGAUAAUUAACUACAAGGGUCAGAACCAUCUUAUCAAGAAAGACAUCAAAUGCAAGGAUGAUGAGCUGACCCACUUGUACACACUGAUUGUGAAUCCAGACCAGACAUAUGAGGUGAAGAUCGACAAUGAGAAGGUAGAGUCUGGCUCCUUUGAGGACGACUGGGACAUGCUGCCCUUAAAGAAGAUCAAGGACCCUGAAGCUAAGAAGCCAAGCGACUGGGAUGACAGGGCUAAGAUUGACGAUCCCAGUGACACAAAGCCUGAAGACUGGGACAAGCCAGAGACGAUCCCUGACCCUGAUGCCAAGAAGCCUGAUGACUGGGACGAGGACAUGGAUGGAGAGUGGGAGCCCCCCAUGAUCGCCAAUCCAGAGUAUAAAGGGGAAUGGAAACCCAAACAAAUUGACAACCCUGACUACAAGGGAACAUGGGUCCACCCUGAGAUAGACAACCCAGAGUACACUCAGGAUGCUACUAUGUAUAAAUUUAACAACAUUGGAGUCCUGGGCCUGGAUCUGUGGCAGGUCAAAUCUGGAACCAUUUUUGACAACUUUCUGAUUACCGACGAUGUGAAAGAGGCAGAGGAAUUUGGAAAGGAAACCUGGGGAAAAACCAAGGGACCAGAGAAGAAAAUGAAGGAUGAGCAGGAAGAUAUGGAAAGGAAACUGAGGGAGGAAGAGGAGAAGGAGAAGAACAAGGAGGACGCUGAAGGUGAUGAUGAGGAUGACAAAGAGGAUGAUGAGAACUCAGAUGAUGAUGCUGGGAUAGAAGAGGACAAUAAUGGCAAACCAAAGGACGAGUUGUAACGGUGUGAGGUGUGUGUGUGUGUGUGUGUGUGUGUGUUCCUCAGGUUCAAAUGACAGACACAGAAAAUGGGCUGAUGCCAUCUGGACUGUAGCUUUUCAUAUAGCAGCCUUUUAUUCCGGUGGGAUGUUUGAGGGAUGGGAUUUUUUUCUUGAUUCCCAUGCAUUUUUCUCUCCAAACCAUCAAAUAGGAGAAGGGUUUGUUUAUGCUUGUGUUUGGUAUAUACGUGGAUUUUCUGAUUUAAUGUGAUUUUUUUCUUUUCUUUUUUUCCCCUUUGGAAAUCCCAUAACUUGAGCGUCUGUGAUGUCUGGUUGUGCACUUUGAUCUCUAUCAUACCAUGAUGCACUGUUUGUUUUCUGAGGUGAUCCUUUCGUAAAUUAUUCAAAUAUUAUAUUUGUUUGUGGACAUGACAGUUCACAACGUUUUUGAGUUUGUUCAUAAGUCCUCUGUGUGAUAUGUGUGUGCGUGUG